AUGUGUGCGGCUCCUAUGGCGGUGGCUGCCCAGUCGGUGUACUCCUUGGCGCACCCGCUGGCCGGUGGGGAGCCCGCGAACCUGGGCUCCCUGCGGGGCAAGGGGCUGCUCAUGGAGAAUGAGAACGCCAAGAAUGAGGAGAUUCUGAAUUCUCUCAAGUAUGUCCCGCCUGGAGGUGGGUUCGAGCCCAACUUCCUGCUCUUCCAGAAAUGCGAGGUGAAUGGUGCCAAGGCGCACCUGCUCUUCGCCUUCCUGCCUGGACGUAAGGCCCUGCCGGCGCCCAGCGACGACCCCAUCACCUGGUCCCUGGUGUGUCGCAACGACGUUUCCUGGAACUUCGAGAAGUUCCUGGUGGGCCCUGAUGGCGUCCCGGUGCGCAGGUACAGCCGCCACUUCCCCACCAUCGACAUCGAGCCCGACAUCCAAGCCCUGCUGUCCAAGGGGUCUGGCGGUGCCUAGGGCGCUCCCCCAUCCUGGCUGCUGGCCAGUGGCCUGCUGCUCUCUGGGGGUUUCAUCCAUGAGGGCGUUCCCCCGAAAACAAAUGGAGGAACGCCUGAUGUCCGGGAAACCCCCAGGUGGGCGCUGGUCCUGUCCAUCCCUGCCUCUCCUCUGCCAGCCUGAGGC
Molecule: messenger RNA, 624 nt
Organism: Lepus europaeus (European hare)
Lineage: Eukaryota; Metazoa; Chordata; Mammalia; Lagomorpha; Leporidae
Product: glutathione peroxidase 1-like
Exons: 2
Coding region: 1-459 (152 amino acids)
Biological process (GO): glutathione metabolic process; response to selenium ion; hydrogen peroxide catabolic process
Cellular component (GO): mitochondrion; cytosol
Molecular function (GO): glutathione peroxidase activity
Source: RefSeq, a predicted model, not a curated record